Messenger RNA from Olea europaea var. sylvestris, 1041 nucleotides. RefSeq names its product gamma-glutamyl peptidase 5-like. The record is from RefSeq and is a predicted model, not a curated record. Bases 111 to 839 code for a protein of 242 amino acids. Lineage: Eukaryota; Viridiplantae; Streptophyta; Magnoliopsida; Lamiales; Oleaceae. Gene Ontology annotation, cellular component: cytosol. The transcript is spliced from 4 exons.
UUCCCCAUCUCAACUACAAGUCCAGCCCAGAAUUCCCCUACCCCACCCUACGCUACACUUUCUCUCUCUAUACAUACACACAGGCAUAAGCAUAUACAUACAGUGGGAGAAUGGGUGGCCAAAAGUUUGCUGUUCUUCUUUGUGCAGAGGACUCAGACUACGUAAAGAAAAUGUAUUUGGGGUAUUUUGGGGUGUUCGUCAGAAUGCUUGAAGAAGAAGGUGAAAUAUGGGAUAAGUUCCGAGUGUCAAAUGGGGAAUUUCCCGAAGAUGAAAAGAUCGGAGAAUACGAUGGAUUUGUGAUCACAGGAAGCGGUAAUGAUGCCCAUGGCAACGAUCUUUGGAUCUGUAAACUCUUGAAUUUGCUCAAGAAAUUAGAUGGGAUGAAAAAGAAAGUUCUGGGUAUUUGCUUUGGUCAUCAGAUACUGGGACGAGCUUUGGGAGGAAAUAUUGGACGAGCAAGUUCAGGUUGGGACAUUGGAAUCACAAAUGUCUAUUUGCAAUCAUCAGCGACCUUCAGAUCUUUGAAAUUGCCCGCUUCGCUAUCUAUCAUUGAGUGCCACAGGGACGAGGUUUUGGAGCUCCCUCCAAACGCCGAGGUGAUGGCAUGGUCAAACAAGACGGGGAUAGAAAUGUUUCGGUAUGGAGAUCAUAUUAUGGGCAUUCAAGGUCAUCCCGAGUAUACUAAGGAUAUCCUGUUGAACCUCAUUAAUCGACUUCUUAACCGUGAUCUCAUACAGGAGUCUUUUGCUGAAGAAGCCAAGUCCAAGUUGGAGGGUAAUGAGCCACAUAAGGAGGCGUGGAAGAAACUGUGCAUAGGCUUUCUCAAAGGGAGAAUGUGAUGGAAACUUAGAAAAUGGAAAUGAAAUCUUGCACAGUUCGGGAAGAGAAGUUCAGCAUUAUCACCGGGGUACUUAUAUCUUGAAACUAAUUCGAUUUGGUUACAAAAUCGUGCUACUGAAUGGAUUAUGUAUUUUUAAACUUUUAAGGUCCAUGAUAUUAAGCCCUCUUUGGCAACUAUCACAAUUGAGUUUUUUCAGGGAA